AUGGAUUUCCUUCUGCAGCCCCGCAGCGUUCCUGUGUCCGAUGAGAUCUGCUCUCCCAAAGAAGAAGGUUUUGAAUAUGACAUAUUCAAAUACAGCAUAUUUACUAUGGAAGGCAUCGAUCCGGACCUUAUGACCCUACCGGAAAUACUCCGGAAGUGUCUAGUCAUUUUCAGACCUGUUGCGUCAUGUUCCCUAAGCACAGCGGUGGCAGGAGCUCUGUGGUGGUAUUUCAUCUCCAAAGGCAUUGAGUAUCUGGACACUGUGUUUUUCAUCCUGAGGAAAAAAUUUAACCAGGUCACCUUCCUGCACGUCUACCAUCAUUGCUCCAUGUUCACGCUCUGGUGGAUUGGCAUCAAGUGGGUGGCAGGAGGACAGUCAUUCUUUGGUGCACAUAUGAAUGCGAUGAUCCAUGUCCUGAUGUACCUGUAUUACGGUCUUGCCUCCUGUGGACCUAAGAUCCAAAAGUACCUGUGGUGGAAGAAGUAUCUGACAAUUAUCCAGAUGAUUCAGUUCCAUGUCACCAUCGGUCACACGGCCUUGUCUCUCUAUCUCUAAAGACAGAGCACAUAUCUGAACCACUGGAACACAGAGGUAAUAAAGCCACAUCUUUACCAUGAAGCUACCUUUGGCUCUGGUGUUUGCACUCACCCUCCCCAUCAUCAGGGCUCAGGUUCCCCACUGGGGCCCGUGUCCAGAGCCUGC
Molecule: messenger RNA, 702 nt
Organism: Maylandia zebra (zebra mbuna)
Lineage: Eukaryota; Metazoa; Chordata; Actinopteri; Cichliformes; Cichlidae
Source: RefSeq, a predicted model, not a curated record